This is a messenger RNA of Pelmatolapia mariae (spotted tilapia), 3979 nucleotides long. RefSeq lists its product as uncharacterized. Lineage: Eukaryota; Metazoa; Chordata; Actinopteri; Cichliformes; Cichlidae. Bases 1875 to 3635 code for a protein of 586 amino acids. The record is from RefSeq and is a predicted model, not a curated record. The transcript is spliced from 4 exons.
UCUGUGUGAUAACAUGGUGUUUUGUCAAUUGCACAUUUCUGACACAUAUUUACAUGCAAAUUUAAAGCACUGACUCCAAAUACGUGAUACAGUAAGAGAGCAGCUGGUUGCAGCACGUGGAAAACUGACUAGAUGACCGUAUUUUGAAUUUAAACAACCAAUCACGUUUAAUUAAUUAGUAAUGAACUGUAGUGCCUCCCAAGGGGCAGGGUCUGGGUAUACAGUAGGUUUGUGAAAGCAGCAGAAAAGUCACUUUUAUUAACCUGACUUCCAUUUCUGGUACAUUAUGGUGUAAGAUGAAAUCUGAAGAUGUUAGAUUAUACGUACAUGUGCACAAUUUAAAACAGAAGUAUUAGACCACCAACACGUUACACCUCCAGGAGCUUUUUAUGACAUCCUGUCCAUUUCCAGCUGUAAGGGAGGCGAGAUACUUCCCUAUAGACUAGCUGGGAUAUGUUUCUGCUUAUGUUCAAAACUUUCUGCACAUUCAGGACAUGCGAGUCAAAUCUGUGGUUUGAAAUAAGCAUCUUUGGGAACAUUUACAUUUGUUUUGAAUAAAUAAUUCAAGUAAAUAAAGUAAAUUUCAAAUAGAUCACUUUUCUGAUUAGAGAGAAGGUUUUAGGUUUGGUGGGCUCCGUCAAAUUUUUAAUUGGCCUCCGCAUUAUUCACUUUGGCAAUGGCUUUCUUAAACCCACAGAUUUCUGUAAGAGCGUACGUAGGCUGCAGGCAAGUACUUCCGCCGUUAGGUUUAAUACUUCCGGUUACUCAGAGCUAGCGUUCACUUGUUGCUAACAACAAAAACGGCUACUUUGUGCUGUAAUUAGCGGCUAUACCUAUUCGAGGGUGAGAUCGGGUUCAACGUGUGCUGUUGUCGGCUGCCACAGUAAUUCAAGAAAACUGAAAAACGCGUUAGAAAUAUUUUGCUUAGAGCAUCAACAACUUCGAAAGGCCUGCCCGUGCCCAGCGCCCUACGCACUGCACUCUAUGCCUCGGAAGGAGGAUUGGAAACUAGCGUGGCUUGAAGCUUUAAGACUCAAACACCCUCCGAAGAGAAUCGAGAACACAUCCGGGAAUUUUUCGCGUUCUCGAAACAGUACUUGCCCCGUUUCUCAAUAUGCGUACUUGCGUUCUCGUGUACUCGUGAUACGUCAUCAGUCGGAGACCAAGUACUGUUCCAAUUCGAAGUACGCAUCAAGCUUUUCAAGUUUUCAACCCCCCCGCUCGCGGUCUUCUCACUACUCAGGUUAAAGAAACCCCAGCAGCUGUCUAUAGUAUUGAGUGUCCACUAAAAUAAAAAUAGAAGCGUUCCAACAUCUCACCUGCUUGUUUUUAUUAAGGUAUGUACACGUAUGUACAUGUACACUAUUUUUAUUAAUAGAGGUUUCACUACUGAGGUUAAAAAUGAUAUAUAAGUCACUUAGAUCACUUCUAAAUGUUAAUGUUUGGUUUAUUUCAGUGUUUUAUUUGUCCCUGAGUAAACCGGUUUGGCUGUGAUUAAAGUUAAGCUUCAUAACAUGUUACUCACAGUUAAAUUAAGAGGGGACGGCAGUAGAAACUCCGGACCUGUGACAUCAUCACGUACGCUGGUGUUGCAUUCUCGGCCAGUACGUACUCGCCGAGAACGCGAGUACGUACUCGCGUACUUGAGAAUUGAGAAACGGCCAUCGUCUCCGACUGAUGACGUAUCACGUGAACGCAAGUACGCCAAGUACGUACGAGACAGCCACUAUGGUUGCUCCUUUCAUUUUAUAGGGCUGUGGAGCGUGACGUAGCGGAGGGGACGUGGCCAGGAGUUUUGGUUGAAGCGCCAUUUGUGUAGGCCAAACAAAGUGCUAACAAUUGAGAGAAGCGAAAGCACACGAAUAACAUCAACUAUGGUUCGCAAUUGCUGUGUGAUCGGUUGUAAUGUUAGAUCGCACGACCGGCAAGGGAAUAAGCUUGAAAAUGGGCUAUCUUUUCAUUCUUUCCCCACCUGGAGGCAACAUGAGGGAGAUAAGGUAUCGGAUGUUACCAAAAGAAGGCGUCUAGCCUGGAUAGCAUCUGUGAGACGAGCUGAUAUCCAGUUCUCUACCAUCCCCAGAUAUCUGUUGGUGUGCUCCAGACAUUUUCAUUCGGGCAAACCAGCCUAUGAAAUGGAUGAAACAAAUCCUGACUGGGUUCCAACGCUACACAUGGGGCACUCUGAAAUCCCUGCUUCAAGCUUGGACCGGCACCGACGGCAAAUGCAACGAAAGCAACAAAGAGCAGCAGCCGAGGGAAAAUGUUACCCCCCCACUACCAAGAUAGAAAAAAUGCUCUCACUGCCCGGCUUUGGUAAUGAAGCAGCAGAGUCUGAAGGUAAAGCCUGCGCAGAAGUUGCAGAUGAAGAGCUGCCACAGAUGGACACGACAGAAGACCAACACCAUAAUCACCACGUGAUGGAGGCUGUGGGCAAGAGUUGUGUUGGACAAGUGGAGGCUGAGGUAGUAGCAGCAAAUCAGCUCUAUCUGGGCUAUGACCGGCCCCCACCAAAGAAAAGAAGAAAGCUCACUCAGACCACUGUGAGUCAGACAGCUUCCAACAACACAAACAAAAACACAGAAUCUUUACCUGACUGCGCAGUGGCACCUUCAGUCAUCUUAGACCAGGCCAGCAUCUCCAAACAACCCCCUGAGCCACAUCUGCACUCAGUCCACACACAGUGGGAGGAUCCUUCGCAACAAGAUCACCAAUACUGCAGCAGGUCUCCCAGAAAAGAAGUGCAGGAUAAGAUGACUCAGUGUGAUGAAGUUGCAUAUUUCAUUCUUCAAAAUGAUGCAGACGCUUUGCUGUACACUGGAAUACCCUUGGAAACAUUUAACACACUUGCGUCGACACUGGAAGGAUAUGACAACAAUGAAUUUACAAUGCCUGUGCGAGAUCAAGUCCUCAUGACUCUUAUGAAAUUAAAGAGUAACCGUGUGAUAGGCGACCUAAGCCGCCAGUUUCAUAUAUCACAGAGCAUGGCCAGCAAGAUCAUCUCACACUGGUUGGACAAACUGGAGGAAGUUUUCCGGCCAUUAAUUCCAUGGCUGCCAAAAGAAACUAUUCACGCAACUAUGCCUGCAGCCUUCAAGAAGACCUUUCCAAAUACUACAUGCAUUAUAGACUGCAGUGAGACCCUUUUACAGAAACCCAGAAAUCUGGGCUCAAGAAGGCGAUCGUACAGCCAUUACUACUCACACAACACAGUCAAAUAUUUGGUUGCUGUUGCCCCAUCUGGUCUAAUCAUGUUUGUGUCUGCGGCAUAUGGAAGUCAAUGUAGUGACAAAUUGAUCACAAUGGACUCUGGAAUAUUAACACACCUUAAACCUGGUGAUGAAGUCAUGACAGAUAGAGGUUUAACAAUAAAAGACUUGCUCUUUGAGAGAGAAGUUGGAUUAGUAAUACCCUCUUUCACAAAAAACCGUGGACAGCUAACUGAGGACCAGGUAACAGACACGCGUCGGAUUGCAAAUGUAAAAAUGCAUGUUGAACGAGCAAUCAGACGUUUGAAAGUCUACAAAAUACUCUCACAAAUUGUUCCCAUAAGCAUGGCUCCUAAAAUAGACAAGAUUCUGAGGAUAUGUGCCGCUCUAGUCAACUUACGAGAGGAUCUCAUCCGUGAUACAGAAUAACUGUGUAUGUUGUAAACAAGCAUAAACUCAGGGAGCUCAAGAUUGUUACCCAAUGUCAUUUUAUUUUAAGGUAGAAAUUUGAUGUACAUAUUUGGAGAGAGUAAAUAAUUCCAGGUCUUUGUUUUUUAUCUUGUGUUCUACACGAUGUAAAUAUUUUUGUAGAAGAAAGGUUAUGUGAUACACAGUGCACAUAUAGUGCAAUCAACUGAACAAUUAUUACUUUUUUUAUUCAACCACGAUGUGCUCUUCAAGUGGAAACAAAUGUUUUUCUCUAAACUACAAUAAUUAGUUGUGCAUUCUUGACAUUUUGUUGUCUUUGAAAAUUACAGAAAUACAGAACUAUU